GAAGCUUCAGCCGGAAGUGGGUGAGAGACCCGAACAUGUCGGCCGCCUGGUUCCUUCGCUGGGGCCUGAGCCGAACCGGAUCCUGGCUGCUCCCGCCGCCUGCGCGCUUCCCCCGCCGGGCUCUGCACAAGCAGGUAGACGGCACCGAAUUCCAAAGCAUCUACAGCCUGGACAAGCUCUAUCCCGAGUCCAAAGGGCCGGACACAGCCUGGAGGGUACCGGAUGACGCAAAGCAAGCCAGCAGUGACAUUCCUAUAGAUCGCUUGACAAUAUCAUAUUGUCGGAGUAGUGGUCCUGGGGGGCAGAAUGUUAAUAAAGUGAAUUCCAAGGCUGAAGUCAGGUUCCAUUUGGCAACUGCUGACUGGAUCGCAGAACCCGUGCGCCAGAAGAUGGCCAUCAUGCAUAAAAAUAAGAUCAACAGGUCAGGAGAGUUGAUUCUCACCUCUGAAAGUAGCCGCUAUCAGUUCCGGAAUCUGGCAGAUUGCCUACAGAAAAUUAGAGACAUGAUUGCCGAGGCCAGCCAGACACCCAAGGAACCAUCCAGAAAAGAUGCUGUACUCCGGAGAAUCAGGGUAGAAAACAUGAAUCGGGAAAGGCUGAGACAAAAGAGAAUCAAUUCUGUCAUAAAGAGAAGCAGGCGGGUAGAUAUGGACUGAAUCACCCUCUGUGGCCACCAAGACCACUCUUCAGGACAUUUUGGCAGCGGAGACCUGAACGCUGGAAAGAGCUUCCCUUCCUCCCUCCCUCCCUCCCUGCCUCCCUUCGUUCCUUCCUGUUUGCUCAUGCUCACCAUCUUCA
Molecule: messenger RNA, 798 nt
Organism: Choloepus didactylus (southern two-toed sloth)
Lineage: Eukaryota; Metazoa; Chordata; Mammalia; Pilosa; Megalonychidae
Gene: MRPL58
Product: mitochondrial ribosomal protein L58
Exons: 6
Coding region: 36-656 (206 amino acids)
Biological process (GO): mitochondrial translational termination
Cellular component (GO): mitochondrial large ribosomal subunit
Molecular function (GO): translation release factor activity
Source: RefSeq, a predicted model, not a curated record